AUGUCGUCGAUAGAUUCAGCUACUAAUACCGAGUCUUCUCAGACUGUUUCUGGUAGUGAUUCAGCGUCUGAUAAUAAGGUUGUGGAGCAAGUUAUAACAGUAUUUGAGCUUUCGUCCGAGAUAGAACAGUCCUUAAAGCACGUCUUAGAAGAGAUUGACAAGAAUGAAACACAAUUUCAAAAGAGCCUCAAGUCCAUACAUACGCAAUUGCGAGCUCUGGAGCGUUGA
Eremothecium sinecaudum is the source of this 228-nucleotide messenger RNA. RefSeq names its product Bil1p (gene BIL1). Lineage: Eukaryota; Fungi; Ascomycota; Saccharomycetes; Saccharomycetales; Saccharomycetaceae. The transcript has a single exon. Bases 1 to 228 code for a protein of 75 amino acids. The record is from RefSeq and is a predicted model, not a curated record.